AUGAAGCUAAUUUACGAAUUUCUAUUGGUUCCUUCAAUUUUUUUUUGCACAUCAACAUCAAAAUUAUAUGGCUAUGGUCAAGAUCGAGGUGACCAGGAGAUUCCUUUUUCUCCAGACUCUUACGGUAUGUCGUUAGAUGUCCCAAUCAUCUAUUCGGAAGAAACACAAAACGAACUUUUCAUAUCAUCGAAUGGAAUCGUUUCGUUUGGAAAGUCAAUAGAAACUGGCGAUAGCGUCGAUGCGAGACAGCUUAAUUCAAUUGCUGUUUUCUACGUACCAGUUACGGACGGAACCGUCUAUUAUCGCGCGACAUCAAGUGACAGUAAUCUUCUAAACGAUAUAACAGAACGAAUUCAGAAGAAUUUUCCACAAGAAGAUUCAGCUGAUUUUACGGCACUUCACGCAAUCGUUUUAACGUGGGACCAAAUGAAAAAUGCUGAUCCUACGCAAGGAAGUAAUCAGUUCCAAUUGAUUCUUGCAACAGAUGGCAUCACCUCAUAUGCAUUUUUCAUAUAUGGUCGAAUCGACUGGACAUCUUCCAAUGGCCAACAUGCUGAAGCUGGAUUCUAUUUUGCAAAUGGACGACAACAUAGUCUUAUUCAUAGUGGCACAGAUAGUAUGCGAGAACUUGUUCAGUUAGUUGCAUCAAAUUUUGUUCCAAAAAUUUUCAAUGAAAAUAAUCACUUUGGAGAACUAAAGAGAAUAUUAAUGAUAUAUCGUAAGGCCAGAAAAUUUAGUUUGUCGAAUAACCAAAGAGAAGGGAGUCAAAUUUUUCGAAUCUCCGGUUCAACACCGGAAGAUCCACGGGGUGCCUCUGGAAUCGACGAUUACCAGUAUUCUGAUUACAAUGAGCGUGAUUAUGAUGAAGAUGAAGGUAACGAUCGACAGCAUCAGCCAUCAAAUGCAGAUUGUCCACCAGAUCCUUAUCGUUAUCACUGUCCACCAGAAUGCCAAAUUCUUAGUGAUGAUCGCGGAUGCUCGCUUUGUGUUUGCACACAACCGCCAUCACAUUCAAUUCACAGCGAGACCAAUCGUAUUGAAAGCGAUACAGAAGUGAAAAUGAGCAAACAUGCUUCAGAAGUAGAUAAUGGAGCUCGUAAUGAUAAAUAUCCUCAUAGUGCGUCUAGCGAUUCUUUGUCAAAUGCGGUGGAUGAAGAAGAAGAAUUGAUUCCUUAUUCUCCCCACACAAAAAACAAAGAUGGCCAUUCGGAUGAAGCUGAAAAUAGAAUUCCAGACAAUGUAGAGGAAGCGAUACCAAAUGCAGAUUUGUCGAAUGACCUAAGCCAGGACAAUGAAUCACCUCUAAACUGUGAUGCAGCUAAUCAAGUGAUGAAAGUAUGCCAUCAACAUGCAGAAUGCGUUGACUAUAGUCCAGGAUAUUGUUGCAAGUGUCUUCCAGGAUAUUACGGAAAUGGUCAGGAAUGCCUCAAAAAAGAUGAGCCACAGCGAAUCAAUGGUGGAUUUGAGGGUGUAAUAAAUGGCGAGGAAUUGCAACGAACAGAACUUCACACUUAUGUGACAACAUCUGAAGGUCGAGCGUAUACGGCUCUUUCUCAGAUUUCGCCACAACUAGGACGAUCGCUUCUUUUGCUCGAUUCAAUUGGUGGAGUAAUGGGAUGGCUUUUUGCAAAGGUUGCUUCUGCAAAAUCCUACAAUGGCUUCGAACUCACAGGUGGUCUUUUUAAUCGGACAGUUAAUGUACAUAUCGGUGACCGAAAUACGGUAACCAUAAGACAGCAAUUUUCUGGUCGUGAUAUCUACCAUUAUUUUAAAGCACAUAUAUUGGUUACUGGAACAUUGCCGCCAGUAAAUGAAGGUGCUGAAAUUAUUUUCCCUGAUCAUGAAGACGAAUACAGACGUGAAGGACCAGGAUUUGUUCGCUCAUAUUCUACUUACAAUGUAAUUAUUAAAGAAGGAGCAACAGAGAAUCCAGUAAAAUUGACAGUCGAUCAGCAGAUUCAUUACAACGAAUGUUCCUUCAAGAAAUUUGAUAAAGAUGCACUAGUCGUUAUUCGUGUUACCCGGCCGCAUGUAGUAUAUGAUGUGGAAGAAAAAAUCGUUCGUUAUGCUUCCGAGAAUCUAGCCACUGAUGAAAGAAAGCAUUCCGGUUAUCCAGAAGAGUCAAAAGAGACUCACAGAGAAGAACAUCGAACAGACCCUGAUCAACAACCACUAACUGAACGGGAAAAUGCAAGAGAUUCACAGAAUCCAUGCUCCAGUGGUCGCCAUUUGUGCACUUCUCCAAAUAUGUUUUGCAGUCCUGUGGACUAUUCAUAUCGCUGCGAAUGUCAGCAAGGUUAUCAGGUACAGCUGGAUUCUUCAGUCCAACUUGGAUGGAUAUGCGUUGAUACGAACGAAUGUGAAAGAAGGGAUCAUACCUGCGAUCAUAAUGCAGUAUGCCAAAAUACGGAAGGAAGUUAUACUUGUGCAUGCAAAGAGGGAUUCAGUGGCGAUGGUCGUCAGUGUGAAGAAAUUGGUGAUGAAAUUGAUAGCAAAAGCAGUAUUGAAUCAACAAGAAAAGGAUGUCAGGCUCACCAGGAUUGUCAUCAAUGGGGAGAAUGUGUUUUUGAAAGUGAUGGCAAACCAAAUUACUGUAGGUGUCGUGGCUGGUAUGUCGGUGAUGGAAUAAACCACUGCGGUCCACCCGGAGAAACACCUGUGAAACCUAGAAUUGAGCAAAUUGAAUCGGGUUGUGAGCGGAUCGCUUGUGAUGCCAAUGCUCAAUGUAAAGUCUCCGCAACUGGAGAGGCUAAAUGCGCUUGCAAAAGCGGUUUUCAUGGUGAUGGAUAUCAGUGCAAGCCUCUUGUUGCCGAAACAACACCGAAAAGCUCUAAAACAGAUGUCAUAUGUCGGGCACAUUCCGAAUGUGGUUCAAAUGCUAACUGUGUAUAUGGUGUGGAAGUAGGCUAUUAUCGAUGCGUUUGUGUGCCACCCUACAAAGGAAAUGGAAUUAACUGUGUCUUAGACGAUACAGCGGUAAUCACUAAUCCUCCUGCAUCAUGUGACAUAAUAAAUAAUUGUGAUCCUAAUGGUGAUUGUGUAUUCGAAAAAGGCCCUCGAGGAGAAGGUUAUCAUCGUUGUCGCUGUCGUCCGGGAUAUACCGGAGACGGAAUUCAGUGCACAAUGACUUCGCUAGAAACGUUUCCGCUUAUGCCUCCUGGUAGCGAACAAUGUGAUCGCUUGAAUAAUUGUCAUGAAAGUGCCGAAUGCGUCCAUGAUCCAUUAAAAAAUAUUUUUAAAUGUCAGUGCUUGGAUGGAUAUGUUGGCGAUGGAUAUAUUUGCAAUCUAAUUCAUACUAGCCUUCCUCAUACUGAUGAUGCGCCAGCUCGAUGCCAUGAAGCUAGCGAUUGUCAUCACAAUGCGCACUGUAUUGUUCGCGAACACUCGAUGGAUUAUAUUUGUGAAUGUUUGCCUGGAUAUAGAGGCGAUGGCAUUCGCGAAUGCAAUCUGGCAGACGAAUGCAAUCCGGUUGAUUCGCGUUAUUGCCAUCCAAACGCUGAAUGUAUCUACGGUGUUAAUGAAGGUGCAUACGUGUGCAAAUGCAAACAAGGAUAUACUGGAACUGGACAAGAUUGCCAACCUGCAACUGCGGUUUCAUGCAAUGAACGACCUGAGAUGUGUCAUGCAAAUGCAGAAUGUAUCUAUAGUCACGAGAAAAAUGAAUAUGUGUGUGUUUGUAAACAUGGUUCAUUUGGUGAUGGCUACAGAAAUUGCAUAGUGCAAGAAAGAAUGGAGUCUUCGAGAUGUAGUGGUUGUUCUGUUCACGCUAGUUGCCUAAAAGAUAGUAGUGAUAUGUGGAAAUGUCGAUGCAAUCCUGGAUAUCAAGGAAAUGGACAAAUAUGCACUCCAAUCGGCGAUUGUCUUGAUGAUCGCUCUAUAUGUGACGUUAAUGCUGAAUGUGUUCCUGGCGAAUUCGGGCAAUAUGUCUGUAAUUGCGUUUAUGGAUAUCACGGUAAUGGAAGAAUAUGUUCACCUGAUAGCGAUACUAGAAAAGAAUCUUUACUAAUUGGCCGUGGGAUGAUGAUUAUACAUAGAAGUACGAAUAUUGAUACACCUGGAAAACAGCUUAUCAUUGUGCCACAUCAAAUAGCAGUGGGAAUUGAUUUUGAUUGUCAAGAAGAACGAAUAGUAUGGAGUGAUAUUGCAGGUCACGCUCUUCGCACAGCUUCAUUCAAUGGCACUGAUGAAAAGAAAUUCCUGGAAACAGUGCUGAAAAGUCCUGAAGGCAUUGCUGUCGAUACAUCGUCUCGCAAUGUUUAUUACGUCGAUUCGAUAAAGGAUGAAAUCGGUGUAGCCACAUUGGAUGGAAAGUAUCAAAAAGCGAUUGUAAAUGAAGGUCUUGUUAAUCCAAGAGCACUUGCAAUCGACCUGAGAAACAGGCAUCUUUACUAUUCGGAUUGGCAUCGAGAAAAUCCUUUGAUUGGGCGAGUUGACCUUGAUGGGUCAAAUAAUUCUCCCUUCAUCAAUACUGACAUUCAUCUGCCUAACGGCUUAACUAUACUUGAACAACGACAAGAACUUUGCUGGGUCGAUGCUGGAAUGCAACGACUAUCGUGCAUCGAUUUGACCGGUCGUAACCGUCGAGUGGUCUUUGCGCCACUCGAGUAUCCAUUUGGACUGACAUCUUUAAAUGAACAGCGAUUUUACUGGACCGAUUGGAGAGAUAAUAAAAUACACUCCGUAUCAAUCUACGGUGAUGGUUACUUUUCAUUUCCACCCACACUCGGAGGAUCAGGAAGACUUUAUGGCAUUACAGCUGUACCAUCAACGUGUAGAGGAGCUUCAAGUGGAUGCGCUAUAAAUAAUGGAGGAUGCAAAUACAUAUGCUUACCGCAACGAAAUAAUAACGUAAAAUGUGUUUGUCCGGACAAUAUUAAGGGCUUAGAAGGAUGCUAA
Dracunculus medinensis (Guinea worm) is the source of this 4896-nucleotide messenger RNA. The record is from the annotation of a GenBank genome assembly. NCBI's taxonomy places the organism in Eukaryota, Metazoa, Nematoda, Chromadorea, Rhabditida, Dracunculidae.